Molecule: messenger RNA, 1583 nt
Organism: Anopheles moucheti
Lineage: Eukaryota; Metazoa; Arthropoda; Insecta; Diptera; Culicidae
Product: growth hormone-inducible transmembrane protein-like
Exons: 4
Coding region: 181-1194 (337 amino acids)
Cellular component (GO): mitochondrial inner membrane
Source: RefSeq, a predicted model, not a curated record
UUGGCAUCAACAUCACCUGCGUGAAUUCCUGUAUUUAGUCAGUCGAUUUCACGUUUGUUUGGUCAGUGUUGUUUCACUAUAGGGCGACAUUGAUAAACUUAGCUUGUGGAAGUUGUGAAAUUUGCCAAAAGGUGUUCUCCAUCCAUAAGGUGCUCGGUUUGUUAAAAGCCAUUUCCGAAGAUGUUAUCCACACUGGUCUGUAGGCGAGCUUUCGUCCCGUCGUCUUUUCUCAAAGCAACGCUGCAAACGAUUCCGAAACGGCAGCAACAGCAAGUGUUACGGCAGUAUGGACGUGAUGUGAAAGGAAGCGGUACGGGAUGGACAACUCGCACAGAACGCACAACGUUGCGCGAACGAGCCAUGGCUCCACCCGGUCCAAAUGCUUACGCGAUCGGUAAAGGAGCAGUGGCUGGCGGUGCGGCCCUAGGACUCGGAGCGUUAUGCUUUUAUGGUCUCGGAUUGGGAAGCGGAACGAGCACGCUGGAAAAUUCCCACCUUUGGCCGGAGUUUGUAAAGCAACGCAUACAGGACACGUACUUGUACUUCGGUGGCUCGCUUGCCAUUUCGGCAGCUAGUGCAAUGGCCGUGUUUCGGUCGCCUCGAUUGCUAAGUUUGGUUUCGAGAAAUGGAUGGAUGUCGAUUCUCGGCACUUUCGCGCUGAUGAUUGGUUCUGGAAUGGUGGCACAAUCUAUACCUUACAGCCCGGGUCUGGGUGCGAAACAAUUAGCAUGGGCGACACAUUCGGCCAUUUUAGGAGCGGUCAUCGCACCGAUGUGUUUCGUCGGUGGUGCAAUCCUCACUCGCGCGGCUUGGUACACGGCAGGCGUUGUCGGUGGACUUUCAACGGUGGCCGUUUGUGCCCCAAGUGACAAAUUCCUGUAUAUGGGAGGCCCAUUAGCCAUUGGUCUAGGAGUGGUGUUUGCUUCCUCUCUGGCAUCGAUGUGGCUUCCACCGACGACAGCGCUCGGAGCCGGCAUUGCGUCCCUUUCGCUGUACGGUGGUCUGUUGCUUUUCAGUGGAUUCUUGCUCUACGACACGCAAAAGAUUGUGAAACGAGCUGAAAUGUACCCAUUAUACGCUCCCCGCCCAUUCGAUCCAGUAAAUUCAGCGAUUUCGAUCUAUAUGGAUACCUUGAACAUUUUCAUCCGAAUUGUCACUAUUUUGGCUGGUGGCGGUGGCAGUCGUCGCAAGUAAAGUUGUAUUCAGUCUGUUUUAGUAGUGGAUAUGCUUAAAUAUUGUACGAUUUUAUCUUACCUAUAGUUUUUAGUAGUAGAUCUUUAACUUUCGAAUCCAGUUUGCAAAACAUAAAUGUUUGCUUUUUUCACAGAGAUCCGUAAAAUUUGAUUAGUAUGAAGCGGCCGUAACAAAGGCAAGAUUGGAUGUCACCGUAUUGUAGGUCUAACCUGCAGCGGAGUGAUGUUCAAAGUUACAAUUCUCCAGUUUACAGGACUCAAAAUGAAUAUUGCGCUGCUUUCUAUGAAUCUAUCAUCUAUUAUACUUCAGAGAUUCAUAGAGUUCCUUUAUAAUGUAAAAUAAAUGUAAAUAAAUUGGAAGUGGUUAUGUUAGUUGUAGUUCGUUCUUCA